AUGAGUGUAGGCGUAUGUAAUUCACCAAAGUUUGAAAUGCCAAACGAAUCUUCUUAUUUUGGCAAUAUACACCAUAUGCCAGGUUCAUACAUACCAACGCCAGCUGCUGAAAGUGCUUGUUCGCCCGGUUACUUCGACCUUAAUCCAAAAAGAAAUUCUACUGCCCAAACCCCAUAUUUUGACACUGUAAAACCUAAUUCGCCAGGUCAAACUCCUUUCUUUGAUUGCGAAACUAUGACCUCACCUUUCUUUGAACACUUACAAAUACAACACGAACAAGAAACAUCAACGUCCUCGUCAAUGAAUUCAAGUCCACAAACCCCAGGAUUUUCUAUAAAAUUACCCCCAAAUUCUUUUCACAGUGGGAUGGUUACUCCUACUUGGGUUUCAAACGGCACGUUCCGUAUGUCAUCAUCAAAAGUUCAAAGAACAACUUCAAUGAAACGUCCCUCGAUGUCUAGCUUAACCCCUAUAUCUUCCCUUGCCUUUGAAACUUUUACCGUCGAUUUACUCGCUGAUUUGGUAAAAAGUCGCGAGUCUAAUUCUCAAAAUAAAAGCGAUUUCUUAGUAUUAUUAUUGGAUUUAAGGUCUUUUUCGAAUUUCACAGCCGAUCGAAUAAAGACCGCACUGAAUAUUUGUAUCCCAAGUACGCUAUUAAAGCGUUGUUCCUUUUCCCCCGAGAAAAUAAUGGAAACAUUGGUCUCUGAUUAUGACAAAGACGUUUUCAAAGAUUGGUCAAAAUACCAGAACAUUGUAUUGUACGAUAACGAUUUGGAUAUAAUAUCCGAAAAUUGUCCAAUUUUUCAUGUUUGUAAAAAAUUUAAAAAGGAAAACUGCAGCGCUAAGAUUGGUUGGUUGAAAGGCGGUUUUCGCGCUUUUUCGGCAAAAUACCCGGAGCUAUGUGAACAAGCUAUAACAAUCACCAAUCAAAAUCCGCCAACUACUUUACCACGUCGUAGAGGCCUAAAUGAAACAUCACGGAGGCUGGGACCAUUUACAUGUCCAACACCAAUUAUCGAAGUUGCUGGUGUGAAUCCAUUUUUUUCUAAUAUUCGGCAAAAUUAUGAAUUAAGCGUCGGUAUCACUGAAACAAUACCUAUCCGUGUACCUGAUGGAAUCGCUGUUGAUCGAACAAGAGUUCCCGAAUUUAUGGUUAAUUUAAUAUAUGGCGAUGACGGCCGAAAAAAAGUAGCUCAAAAAUUCCAUGAUAUUGAAUUGACGGAACAAAAACGAUUACAUUCUUUAAUGUUACUAAAUGCAAAUCAAGUAACUGCCGAUUGUCCAUUCAGCAUUACCGCAGGGAUGGAAAAAGGUGCCAAAAAUCGAUACAACAAUAUUUGGCCAUAUGAUCAUGCUCGUGUUAAAUUAAAUCAACCCGGAGAAGGUGGUUGUGAUUAUGUGAAUGCAAGUUUCAUACAAGCUAAAGGCUGUGAUACUCGGUAUAUUGCAACACAAGGUCCUUUACCCGCAACCUAUGACGACUUUUGGCGUGUCAUCUGGGAACAAAACUCUCGAGUGAUCGUGAUGCUGACUAAAGAAGAGGAAGCGGGCAGAAUUCAAUGUCAUCGAUAUUGGUCUCAAUGUACAAAAUCACCAUGCAUGUUUGGCUCUAUGAGCUGCAUUCUAAUUUCAGAAACCAAUCCAUGGGUCACUGCGGAUGGUAAACUUGAUACCACAAUAAUAAUUCGCAAAUUUCAUCUCCAAAAUACAACAGAGCCAUCCGCACCACCCAGGGAAAUUACGCAGAUACAUUUUCUUGGAUGGCCUGAUUUUGGCAUUCCAGAAUCACCAUGUCAGCUUCUUAAACUAAUAGAUACUGCUAAUGAAAUCCAGUCUCGAGCUGCUCAAUCAUCAUCGUUACAAGCAAUCGGUCCAAUGAUUGUUCAUUGUUCGGCUGGCUGCGGGCGAACAGGAGCAUUUUGUACAAUCGAUACAGUUCUAAAGCAAUUGAAAAGCGCCAAAACGACAGGUCAAAACAUCGAUCUUUCCGUCGAUAUAAUAAAAGCUACGGUGGAAAGUUUUCGAGAGCAACGAUUAAGCAUGGUUCAGACACUGAGACAGUUUGCCUUUUGUUAUGAGGCUGUGUUAUGGAAACUUCUUGGUGCAGCAUAA
Molecule: messenger RNA, 2112 nt
Organism: Ambispora gerdemannii
Lineage: Eukaryota; Fungi; Glomeromycota; Glomeromycetes; Archaeosporales; Ambisporaceae
Source: the annotation of a GenBank genome assembly